Staurois parvus is the source of this 455-nucleotide messenger RNA. Lineage: Eukaryota; Metazoa; Chordata; Amphibia; Anura; Ranidae. The record is from the annotation of a GenBank genome assembly.
CUGUGUCCCUCGGACACAGCUAUCACGGAAAAGCCGAAGAUGUCGGCUCGGUCAUGUGAUCAGCUGUGUCCAAUCACAGCUGGUCAUGUGAUCAGUUGUGUCCAAUCACAGCUGAUCACUGAUGAUCAGUGUAGCCCCAGCAGUGCCAGCUGUCAGUGUCCAUCAGUGCCACAUCAAUGCCACAUAUCAGUGCCUACCAGUGCACAUCAAUGCCACAUAUCAGUGCCCAUCUGAGCUGCCUUUCAGUGUCACCCAUCAGUGCCAGUCAGUGCCACCUAUCAGUGCUGCCAAUCAGUGCCACCUAUUAGUGCCAGUCAGUGCCGCCUAUCAGUGCCAUGUAUCAGUGCUGCCUUUCAGUGCCCAUCAGUGAUGCCUGUCAAUGCCAAAUGCCAAUCAGUGCCGCCUAUCAGUGCGCAUCAGUGCCGCCUAUCAGUGCCAUCAGUGCCGCCUAUCAG